This is a messenger RNA of Raphanus sativus (radish), 1386 nucleotides long. RefSeq names its product WAT1-related protein At2g37460. Gene Ontology annotation, cellular component: plasma membrane. The coding region runs from base 98 to 1186 and encodes 362 amino acids. The record is from RefSeq and is a predicted model, not a curated record. The transcript is spliced from 6 exons. NCBI's taxonomy places the organism in Eukaryota, Viridiplantae, Streptophyta, Magnoliopsida, Brassicales, Brassicaceae. Gene Ontology annotation, molecular function: transmembrane transporter activity.
UUGAAACAUACUUCCUCAUAUCUCCGUUACUACUACUUUUAGAUAUAAAUCAAAAGAGCUAAAUAGAAAGACUGUUGAUUUUAAGUUAUUAUCUAAGAUGGAGGAAGUAAAGAAGAGGGGCUGUAUGGAGAAGGCAAGGCCAUUCAUUUCAGUUGUAUUGUUGCAAGUAGGGCUAGCAGGAAUGGACAUUCUCUCAAAAGCCGUCCUGAACAAAGGCAUGAGCAACUAUGUCCUUGUUGUUUACCGCCACGCCGUUGCUACCCUGGUUAUGGCCCCUUUCGCCUUCUAUUUCGACAAGAAGGUGAGACCAAAGAUGACGUUGAUGAUAUUCUUCAAGAUAACACUUCUUGGUUUACUUGAGCCAGUGAUCGAUCAAAACUUAUACUAUCUUGGGAUGAAGUAUUCAACUGCUACAUUUGCAACCGCUAUGUACAAUGUCUUACCUGCAAUCACUUUCGUCCUUGCCUAUAUAUUCGGGCUAGAAAGAGUGAAACUACGGUGCAUCAGGAGCGCAGGUAAGGUGAUUGGGACAUUGGCUACAGUUGGAGGAGCCAUGAUAAUGACUCUUGUAAAAGGUCCAGUUCUUGAUCUCGUCUGGACCAAAGGAGCCUCUGCACCGAACACAGCUGGGACCGAUAUUCAUAGUGCUAUCAAAGGCGCAGUUUUGGUCACAAUUGGUUGUUUCAGCUAUGCAUGUUUCAUGAUUCUCCAAGCUGUCACGUUGAGAACUUACCCAGCUGAACUCUCACUCACUGCGUGGAUAUGCCUAAUGGGAACUGUUGAAGGAGCUGUCGUGGCAUUAGUGAUGGAGAAAGGAAACCCUGGUGCAUGGGCCAUUGGUUGGGACGCUAAACUUCUUACAGCCACCUAUAGUGGGAUAGUGUGCUCUGGGAUUGGUUAUUAUGUUGGAGGAAUAGUGAUGAAAACCAAAGGUCCUGUGUUUGUAACAGCUUUUAGUCCUCUAGGCAUGAUCAUAGUAGCGAUUAUGUCGACCAUCAUCUUUGCUGAGCAGAUGUACCUGGGAAGGGUUCUUGGUGCAGUUGUUAUAUGUGCAGGGCUCUACCUUGUGAUAUGGGGCAAAAGCAAAGAUUAUAAAUAUCCUUCCACACCGCAAAUAGAUGGUAAAUCAGCACAACCCAAUGUGGAAGUAUGCAUAAACGGGAAGGAUAGUGUAGAAACAGUCUAACUAUACAAUAUGAAACACAAAUGUUUUGUGUUGAGGAGUCGGAGCGUAUACCAAUUUCAUAUGUUGUCCACUAUGUUUCAGAACAACUGUAGGAUAUAAUUUCUAACUACCAUGAAAAGGAGAAUAAUUGUCUGAGGAUGCGAGAGAAAUAUGAUGUAAUAUUUGGCUUUAUGGAAUAUGAAUAUGAUUAUUACACUGUA